GUUCACUGGACCCUUCAGCGCAUCUGCGGCCAACGCCAAGGGCGACCACACAGGGUCCAGCAUGUUCGGAAGCUGGCUCAGGGAUAACUGUAUCAUCGCCUACGGCAUCUUCCUCACAGAUCCGGAUGGCAGUGGCGGGACAGACGCGGUGGCGUGUCUCAAUUCCAUUGCGACCUUCCUGCUCACCUACCAGUCGCAUAAGAUGGAGCUUGUCAUCAACGGCCACAAGAACGUGAAGGGUGAUGAGCAGACGUGGAUGGACCGGCCGCACAUCCGCUUCAUCGGUGAGACCGGAAAGGAGGACACGAAGUGGUACAACCACAAGCAGAACGAUGCACUGGGCUACUUCCUUUGGGCGCGAACGCAGCUUGCGCUGGCCGGGAAGAUGCCUCUGACAGGGGACCACCUGAAGCUCUGCGCACAGCUCUUCGAUUUCCUCCGCGUGAUCGAGUGCUGGGAGGAUUUGGAUGCAGGGCAUUGGGAAGAGCACUCAGCGCAGCACGCCUCCUCUCUCGGUCCCGUGCUUGCUGCCGUCCGAAGCUUCAAGAAGGUCAUGGCGGCCAAUCCGGGAUGGAUAUUCCCUGGGAGGAGUGACACGCUAGAGGUUCUGGAGAAGAGCCUAGCUGCCUCCCUGAAACAGUGGUUCACCGUCAAACAGAAGCGCCUUUUCCAGCACUCACACCGUUUCCAUACGGAUCCCUUCUAA
Molecule: messenger RNA, 706 nt
Organism: Symbiodinium sp. CCMP2456
Lineage: Eukaryota; Dinophyceae; Suessiales; Symbiodiniaceae
Source: the annotation of a GenBank genome assembly